UCUGAUGGAGAAUCCAGCCCAUGUCCUGCAGGCGUGGGGUGGAGCAGAGCUGUACAGACACGUCUUCUCCUCUAAUACUUUGGUAAAGCUGGCUGUGGAACAUGGCUCCAGAAGCGCCGGUCCUCCUGGCUGCCGUGAGCCUUCUGUCUGCCUUCCAUAUGGGGUACCUGGCCCGCAGAGUGGGAUGGUCCAGGAUGGCUCAUAAAAUCAUGCCCCCUGCCGUGUCGGGUCCUCCGGAGUUUGAACGGACUUUUCGUGCUCAUCAGAACUGUGUGGAGUUCUACCCCUUGUUCCUGGUCACACUCUGGACCUGCGGGAUUUUCUUCAACGAGGCGGCAGCUGCAGGAACAGGUCUGCUCUAUAUGGUGGCCCGGCAGAUCUACUUCAACGGCUACAUCAAGUCCACCAGGAAAAGGUUACCGGGCUUCUAUCUGACCCUGGCCGCACUCUUCACGCUGUCCCUUCUGGCUCUGACUGGAGUGGCAGCCAGGAUACUGGACCAGUACUUCCACAUGAAUGGAGGAGGACUGCAAAGCCUGCUGUGAUGCCCGGUCCGGCCUGACUCUGCCGGGCCCGGUCUGACCCAUCCCGGGUUCUCCUCGUGGAUAAAGUGUUUGGGUAUUAAUGGUCAUUCUAAGACGCUUCAGCGUUUCUCCAAACAUCAGCUGAGGUGGCUGUAAAUGUGCUCUAAAAAUAAAAGUGGAUGUUUUUGGCU
Molecule: messenger RNA, 715 nt
Organism: Cyprinodon tularosa
Lineage: Eukaryota; Metazoa; Chordata; Actinopteri; Cyprinodontiformes; Cyprinodontidae
Gene: mgst2
Product: microsomal glutathione S-transferase 2
Exons: 4
Coding region: 102-545 (147 amino acids)
Biological process (GO): leukotriene biosynthetic process
Cellular component (GO): endoplasmic reticulum; nuclear envelope; membrane
Molecular function (GO): enzyme activator activity; glutathione peroxidase activity; glutathione transferase activity
Source: RefSeq, a predicted model, not a curated record